This is a messenger RNA of Dreissena polymorpha, 1235 nucleotides long. RefSeq lists its product as uncharacterized. Lineage: Eukaryota; Metazoa; Mollusca; Bivalvia; Myida; Dreissenidae. The transcript has 5 exons. The record is from RefSeq and is a predicted model, not a curated record. The coding region runs from base 116 to 868 and encodes 250 amino acids.
AAUAGCUGACAAAUCAGAAAGCGCGUUACAAAACGGCUCAUUUUUGUGUCUGAAUUAAAACAAAAUGUUCUUAAAUAUGAGAUAGUAAUCGCAUCUUAGAAACACAGAAGAAAAGAUGCUGCCUACGAUAGCUGUUCUCCUGACCACGUGUUUGGCCAUGGCACGUGCAGGCGUGUAUAGUAACCCAUAUCCGGUUCCCAAGGACGCCGUGUGCGCGAUGCCCUACACACAGGCGUUUAUUUACGGACGGCAGUUCCCCGACUAUAACUGGAAGUGUGACGACACGCAAUACACUAAUCUUCCUUACCCCAAAGAUACAAUUGACGGCCUUUUAGGUACGCAGCAAUACGUUGAAUUCAGAGACACGCUUAAAGUGACCGGCUCAUGCUUGGACUUUAUCGACGAGUUUGCAAAGGAACUUGGAGGGCAAAAUACAUACUACUCGUGGGAAGCCAUGUGCAAGAUGAAGCGCUACCCAGUAAACGUUGUCUGGGCCAAGCCCGACGGGGUCGUGGUGCCUCCAGAGUACAUGGGCCUCAAUAAAGGUCUCCUACCCUGCCACGUGUUGCCGGGCCAACACCUGUACGAUAUUGACUGCAUCCAUCCCUGGUCGGACAACCCUAAGGUCUCGGACCCAGGACUGGCCAGGCGGCUGCAGCGAUUCAGCAACCGCUGGACCGAAACAAAACGCCACUUGUGUUAUUAUGGAUACAUGUACAACCCGGCGUACAUCUGCAAACCCUCGGGCUACAUGACCCGUUACGUAUUGGUCUACUCGCCACAUCUCCACCUCAUCUUUAAGGCGGCCAUUCCCGACGUGCCGACGAUGUGCCAGUGCGCAAAGUGCGACUGUACGUCGCCAAUAUAAAUGCCUUAUCUGUAGGCGGAGCAUUUGUUGUUGCCGUGUUUUGUUUUGUUUCACGAAUGUUGUGUUUUACAAAAAUAACCGAUUCAAGCUGUGGUAUGGACAUUCUGCGAUGAUUGUGGUUUGGCCAAAAAAAAAUUAAUCUUUUGUUAAUAAUAUACGCACAACACCUGCUCAUGUGUUAUUAGAAAAUCUAUGUGGUUUUUAAUAUACAAUUGAUGUUAACUGACAAAUAUCACACUGUAUCAUGAUAAGUCGUCUCGUUGUUUAUACUCACAAAGUUGUUGUUAUUUUCUUUAUUGCACAAUGUGCACUUUAUGCUUAAAAUAAUAUGAAAUGAUAUUUGAAUAAAUGGUUGUUAUGACAUUUU